Messenger RNA from Dentiscutata erythropus, 1512 nucleotides. Lineage: Eukaryota; Fungi; Glomeromycota; Glomeromycetes; Diversisporales; Gigasporaceae. The record is from the annotation of a GenBank genome assembly.
AUGGAUAAAGGAUGUGGAAGCCCUGUCAAAAAAAUGUUCAGCUUUGAGUGUCUUUGGAAGUUGAGUAUAUUUGUAGAGGAAAAAAUUGAUGAAAGGGAGGAGGAGGCACUGGCGGAAUGUAUGCAUACACUUAGCCGUCCAGUUACUAUACAACCAUUAGUUAUCCCAACAAAUCGAUUAGUUGGAUCUUACCGGUCUCACUUUUUCCACUUUCCACUUUUGUUUCUUGAAGUCGAAUCCCAUUUAGGGUUUGCGGAAUAUCAUCACCCACCAAAUGAAAGUGUUUUAGGAAGUGCUCAAUUUGAUCGAUUUUUUACGUCUGCAACUAGAUCCAAUUCUACACAACCUUAUCGAAAUGAAGAAUCUUCACCUCAGGAAUCGGAAUCAUCUCGAGAUGUUACAGAAGUGCAUCGAAUUUUAGCACCUCAGCCAUUUGUACCUAUUGCUUCGGGUCAAGUAAGGCCUAAAUUAAUAGAUCAAAGGCCUGCGCAGAGGAAAAUAACUGUAUUACCUAAAGUUAUCUUGGCUACUGGUGAUCAUGAUCAAACCAUAAGAUUAUGGAAGGUUCCUGAAGGUGUUUCUUGGCGAACUAUGGAUCACUUUGAUUCGCAAGUGAACAGAGUAACUUUAUCACCUGACAUAAAGUUUCUCGCUGCAGCAGGUAACCCAAAUGUUCAGCUAUAUGAUAUGACCACUCAUAAUCCGAGUCCGAUUAUCACAUUAAGAGGACAUAAAAAUAACGUAACAGCUGUCGGAUUCAUUGAUGAUAACAUUGUUUACACAGGAAGUGAAGAUGGAACUUUAAAACUUUGGGAUGUCAGGGAGAAAUCGGUAAAAAAGUCAUUCAACAAUUUUGUUCCAGAUGAUAUAUGUGCGUGGUAUAAUGCAAGAAAAUCCAUGGUAAAUGACGUAGCAAAAUACCCUUCAGAAUACAAAUUGGUAUCUAUAGAUGAAGAAGGUUACAUAAAAUUUUGGGAUAUGAGAUGUGAAUCUAGUACGAGUUUAUGUCAUCAGAUGGUUGGAAAUAAUUUUCCUGCAUCCCCUUUACAUUCCUUAAGGAUAUUGCUACUGUACGCUUGGGAUUUAACCUCUGUAAAUGCUACAAAUACUUUGCCGAAUCCUAUUAAACAUCAAGCGCAUGGUUCUAAGAGGGGAAAUAAAUCAUUUAUUACUAGAUGUUCAUUGAAUCCGGAUGCUAGUUAUCUAGCAACAUGUGGUGCGGACCAAAUGGCAAAAAUUUGGAGAAUUUCAUACAAAGAUCGUGACAAAUUAAGAGACAUUAACGAGGAAAAAAAUAUGAUUCAAAGAUUUGAAGAAAAUCAGAAAUUUAAACAUCCAGCUCCUUUCUGGGUAAAGGAUUGUGUUUGGUCGAAUGAUUCUCGAAUCUUUAUAACUGUUUCUUCAGAUACAAUAAUGAGAGUUUGGAGGGCUGCCACUGGUGAACUAGUGCAACAAUUCAAAUGUCAUAAAUAUGGAAUUAUUUGUGUUUUUCUUCAUGAAUUUGAUGAUUAA